UGAACGACAUCACUUUUCGCAGCUUAAAGUAUCUAACCGUUGACGACAUAAAUGCUGCCAUACGACACCUUGGCUAUCGAGCCGAGUUUCGAGAAAAACUCUUCGCCUGGCGAAAUGAAAAGUUUCCUACAAUAGACAACAAUAAACCGAUUUUGACAGCCGCCCAACAGCUGGUGGCGCCCACAAAUGUAGCAACCAAAAGAACGCCCACUUCAAUUGUAGCACCCGCAAUAUCCGUACAAUCACUACAACAACUACAAGCUACACCGAAUAGCUUGCAAACAGUCACAGCCAAUGCGACCACCAACAAUGCCAUAGCAACUCCAACUGUCACACCCAGCAAUGUUGUCGGUUCUUCCGUCCCUGCGGGGAUAACAACCACACCAACAACAGGAUCGGCGACCAUUAUCAAACGCAACAUGGCACCAGCUGAGGAUUUCCUGAGUAUGCUGCCGGGCGUAAGUGGCACAACCGCGCGCAUGAGUAAUAAUAUGCCUGCCGUUGUGUUAGAGCCGACAUUAGAUUCACGCGGCGCAUUCAGCUUUAUGCCGCAAUCGGCCAAAGCACCAAAACGACACUCAAUGGCAACGAUAAACACGCCAACAACAACCGUAACACCAACAACGACAGCAAUCGCAGCGACAAUGGCGACAAGAGCUUCGACAAAAACCAUAAAUGCCGAGCAGAAUUUUAUGUUGACGAUUGGAGGUGUCGCCGGCGAGGGUAGUAGUAAUGCAAGUGCAAGUGGGAGCAGAGUUGCAAAUGUGAGCGGCAACAGCAGCAGCAACAAUGUUGCGGAAUUAGGGCAUGGUGGGAGCAGCGGAAUGGGCUAUUCACCUAAGGGGCCAUUGAUUAUGAACUGUGCCAAAGUGGACACGGUGAAGGUGCUGCAGAGCUCACAUAUCGGCCAACGCAUCAACCAAUUUUACAACAAAAAUGGCUACCUUGAGAAUCAUCAGCGCAAUGAAAUUGUACGCCUCAUUGUCGCCGAUGUGAUGCGUCAGGGGGAGACGCUGUGCCCAAAGGAUCUGCGUGCAAUUUUGAGUGACAUCAUAACGCUAUUUCCCAAUGAGCAGGCCGCAGCGGAUUACUACUUUAUCUACCGUGGCGGCAAGGGCAACCCACUGGGGCGCCUCUAUCAACGCUACUCCAAUGAGAAUGUCAAGCGUCGUCGUAUGAUACGCCUCAGUGAUGAUGAGGACUGCAGCACCUAUGACGUUGAUAUGACGCAACAAAUGAGCAGUAGCAGCAAUCUAAUGGAUGAUGACGACACCAUGUCUACGUAUCCACCAGACUUGCCGGGUCAGGUGCCACGCGUUGAUGAGAUGACUGCGCUGGCUUUAAAGCAGCUACUCACCACAGAUCAUUUUAGUUGGGAGGAAGUUUGCGAUAAGUGGAUACAAACGUGGGCACUGCGGCAGAAGGAAUUGCAGCAGAGCGGCUUGGCGGAUCUGCUGACCAAUUGGUCCAAGUUGGGUGAUCCACGUGCAGCAGAGUUGUAUAAGAUCGACUUUCGUCAUGUUUACCCGGAAAAGGAAAACCUAUUGAUUGCCAAAUGGGAUGAGUAUAUAAGGAAAGUAACGUCGCAGUUUGAUAAGAAACUCAAUCAGGAUGAUUUAAAAAAACUCUACAAAUAUUGUAAAAUGGGCAUGGCAAGCAAAGAUGAAAAGGACUUCGUCUACGCCGUUGGUCUGACCGCUCUACUGCCUUGUACGAGCCGCUUUAAGGAUCACUAUGGCAAGCUGAGCAUACGCGCCAAUCUGACUGACAGUAUCGAUUCUUUUGUAAUGCGUCUCAAUUCGCUUGAGUCCUAUGAAUCCCGCUUGGAUUUAUAUAAUCGCAAAUAUGGGCCAGUGAAUCGCACCACGCAGCCAUUCUUGGUGGUCAUUAUGCCCAAUGAAUGCACCAUUUCGAAAAUCUAUGUGGCAUUGGAAAAUCAUUUCUAUUGCAUGCAAUCAUUUUUGCAAGCACUCGAUUUAUGUUACAAGAUUUAUCACACCU
Molecule: messenger RNA, 2001 nt
Organism: Rhagoletis zephyria (snowberry fruit fly)
Lineage: Eukaryota; Metazoa; Arthropoda; Insecta; Diptera; Tephritidae
Source: RefSeq, a predicted model, not a curated record